AUGGAUCGCGAUAAGCGCUGGGAGAGAAUAUGUGUUGCUUACGAAGCUAUGAUAGGAGGAAAAGGCGAACCUACCACUGUUGAAGAGGCGCCGGCACUUGUUCGUAAGCGCUAUGCUGCGCAGGAAACUGAUGAGUUUCUGAAGCCAAUCAUUGUGAAUGGUGACAAGGGGCGUGUGAAAGACGGCGACACUCUCAUUUUCUUCGACUACAGAGCCGACAGAAUGAGGGAGAUAUCUGAGGUGAUGGGUAUGGAGCGAUAUAAAGAUUGCAAAUCGUCCCUACCGCAUCCAAAAGACGUACAAGUGAUUGGUAUGACGCAGUACAAGAAGGAGUUUCCAUUCCCUACAUUAUUCCCACCACUGAGCAACAAGAACGUGUUGGCAGAGUGGCUCGCUUCUCAGGGCUUGACGCAGUUUCACUGCGCAGAAACUGAAAAGUAUGCACAUGUAACAUUCUUCUUCAAUGGUGGUGUUGAGAAACAGUUUGAGAAUGAGGAAAGAUGCAUGGUACCAAGUCCUAAGGUGAGAAGCAGCGCUGUUUAA
Strongylus vulgaris is the source of this 543-nucleotide messenger RNA. Lineage: Eukaryota; Metazoa; Nematoda; Chromadorea; Rhabditida; Strongylidae. The record is from the annotation of a GenBank genome assembly.